Molecule: messenger RNA, 1959 nt
Organism: Rhincodon typus (whale shark)
Lineage: Eukaryota; Metazoa; Chordata; Chondrichthyes; Orectolobiformes; Rhincodontidae
Product: microfibril associated protein 3 like
Exons: 1
Coding region: 142-930 (262 amino acids)
Source: RefSeq, a predicted model, not a curated record
UGUUGGAUAUCGGACAGUGGACUGUUAAACAUCACCACAGUUUCGUUUGGUGACCGAGGCAAGUAUACUUGUGUAGCCUCGAACCAUUAUGGCAGUGUCAAUUACACAGUGACUCUGAGAGUCAUCUUCACCUCGGGGGAUAUGGGUGUAUACUAUAUGAUUGUUUGCCUUGUUGCAUUCACCAUUGUGAUGAUCCUGAACAUCACACGCCUGUGCAUGAUGAGCAGCCACCUCAAGAAGACUGAGAAAGCCAUCAAUGAGUUCUUCAGGACCGAGGGAGCGGAGAAACUGCAAAAGGCCUUUGAGAUUGCCAAGCGCAUCCCGAUCAUCACCUCCGCCAAAACCCUGGAGUUGGCCAAAGUCACCCAGUUUAAGACGAUGGAGUUUGCCCGCUACAUCGAGGAGCUUGCCAGAAGCGUCCCACUCCCCCCUCUCAUCAUGAACUGCAAGAUGUUCGUGGAGGAGAUCAUGGAAGCCGUGGGCAUGGAGGAGCCAAGCCAUAUCUACGUGGGAGCUGGACCAGCGAGUCAGGAAAUUCCAGAUGAGGUGUACACGAUACCAAAUUCUUUAAAGCGCAGUAACUCGUCAGCAGGGGACUCGGAUGAAUCAUCUUUGCACGAGCAGCCCCAGCACAUCGCGAUCAAGGUGUCGGUGCACCCUCUGACGGCUGGGGAUGAACCGGAGGGGCAGUGCCGACCGGGCGGUGCCCUCCAACCGGAGCAAGAGGCCAAGGAGGCGGUGGCGACGCCAGCAGCCGUCGAAAGUAACCCCCAGGUCGGGCUGACGGUGACGGAGAGUGCCGGCAAGGUUGUGACGGUGGUAACCGAAAAAGCCAACUGCGCCACCUCUGUCUUAGCAGAGAACAGCAACUCUGUGACACCUAUGGUGAUUGGGAAAACCCCUCGGGUCAUAUACGAGAGCCAUGUGUAGCUGACACACAAAACUGCGGUUCAGCCCUUUAGGCUACCAUGCAAUGGGUUCGCUGAUGAAUAAAAUUAGCCUUAACUGGAAGACGAUCAUUGCGGAAGAGCAGACAAUUAUGAUAAUGCAUGGGUUUCUGUUUAAAUUCUGUUGCAUUAGGUUAUCACUGACUUCGUAUUUAGGUGGUUGACAUAUUUGGGGAAAAUAAAUUACUUUAAGAGUUUUUAUUUUAAAACAAAAAAUGAACUCCCACUUCGAAAUUCCUUUCAGUAAGAUUCUUUUAGGUAAAAGUCACUGUCCAUUGAACGAUUUAAACUGGCCGUUUUAGCUCACUUCACUGCCUUACACACAGCUGGUCAGUUGUAUUAUCAGUUGUUACACACAGUUAUCACACACAUGCUUCGUACUAAAAUGUAGUUGACCCAGUAGAAUUUCUGUAAUCUUUAGAGUAAAUUUACAAAGAAAUAUUCACGCACAAGAAAACUAUUUCUGAUUUUAGAAAGGGAGAAGGGGCAAAACAGAUCACUGGUAAACUACUGGGAAUGCACAGCCAAUCGAUGAGAAUGGCAUAUUUUAGAUGGAGGUCACUUUUUUAACGCCUGAGAAUUCCUUUUUACAGAUUUUAAAAAAAAACUCAAAACACACCUUUCAACACCUCAAAAUCUCUUUGAAGCACUUUACAAUUUUUUUUGCACAUUUCUGAUACAUAACACACACACACACACACACACACACACACACAGCAGCAGGUUUGUACACAGUAAGCUCCCACAAAUUAUCAACCUGAUUCAGCAAUUUGAUUCAGGAGUGAAUAUCGAUCCAGCAGAAUUCCGUGCUUUUCCAGAGUUUUACAAAAAAAGACUCUGGAUUGUCUUUUUGCAGGAUUUGAGCACCCAUGGCAAGGCCAGCAAUUAUUGCCCACUCUUCAUAGCCUGAAUGCUCGGCUAGGCUAUUUCAGAGGGCAGUUAAGAGUCAGCCACAUUGCUGUGGGUCUGGAGUCACGUGUAGGCCAGACCGGGUAAGGAUGGCAGAUUUCCC